Messenger RNA from Aspergillus affinis, 1281 nucleotides. RefSeq lists its product as uncharacterized. The transcript has a single exon. NCBI's taxonomy places the organism in Eukaryota, Fungi, Ascomycota, Eurotiomycetes, Eurotiales, Aspergillaceae. Bases 1 to 1281 code for a protein of 426 amino acids. The record is from RefSeq and is a predicted model, not a curated record.
AUGGCGAACAAUGACGGCAACCCGAACUACUGGGAUCCCUAUGCGAAUCCCCCCGGACAGGUCCACACUACCUGGGAUCUAGAGGGCAUGCCGCAUACGGUGGCAGAGAAUGGUCCGCAGCCUACGAACGAAGGCCAGUGGACGACCGAUGUAUGGACGACUGCAGCAGCAACAGCUACGGAGUCUUGGGCUUCGCAGGUUACCAGCGACGCUAGCACCAGCCAGACUCAGUCUACAGACACAGCAACAACUACAUUAUCCUUCAGCACUACAACAAAAUCAUCAGAGACCUCAUCAACAACAACAGACACCACUACCACAACCACAUCCUCAACGACCUCCGCAACCUCAACAUCAACAGCAACAGCAACAAACACCCCCAACAGCUCCAAUUCCGGCCUCUCCACGAAAACCAAAAUCGCCAUCGCCGUCCCCAUCUCCAUAGUCGGCACGGCUCUCCUCGCUGCCCUCCUCUUCUUCCUAUUCCGCCGUCGCCGCCGCCACAAAUCCCCAAGAUCCGGUCCAUACAUGGACAUCCGAGAAAACCCGUCAAGGAACAUCCCGUCACACUCCCACUCCGACUCUCACGGCGGACAGCCCUCCCAGAACCCAUGGGACUCGAUGUCUCAGAACCUAUGGUUCAUGGGCGGUACUCCCGGAGCGAUAGGGGCCAGUAAUCGAAGUAUCAGAACUGCAUCAGAGAGGAAUGUGAGCGCUUACGAUGUCACGAAUCCGAAUCCACGCUACCACCCACACUACACCCCGCAAGGGGAAGGGGCAGAGAGCACGGAUGCGCGAGCAAGUACACCUAAUCUGCAUCGCGGGUUCCAUCGUCCUUCGUUGAUCGUCUCUGAUGGGUUUAUUCCGGAUCCGUUGCAUUCGCAUCCUAAUACGCCGACUAGAGAUGAUGCUCCUGCACCCCCAUUAGGGCUAGGAGGUGGAGGAGGAACACCAAGAGGAUCGAUUGGACUGGCGCGCACCACCACACCAGAGCCUGGACAUCAAGAUUCACUUCAACGAAGCAGUCGCAGCCGAACCCCAGACCCCGACACCAACAACCUUCACCGACCACGCCCCCACUCCUCAUUCAACCAUGACCCUCCGCUAGACGACGCAGUAUCUGAGAUCUCGCGCUUCAGUGGACACCGGAACACGCUGUACGGAGGCCAUGGGACAGCAGCGCAGGGACAUUAUCGGGGUAUUGGUGAUCGAGGAUCGAUUUCGUCGGUUUCGUCGGUUUCCUCAGUUAGUGAUAAUGAGGAUAAUCAUUCGCGGAGGUAA